UCGGCACGCAGUGACAGCGAAUCUGUUCCGACGUUCCUAACUCAUCUCGUGGAACCUUUUAUCAGCGGUCCCUUGAACUGCUCCCUCUGGCCAUAGUUUGAUGUGAAAUUAAAGCCUUGAUCACUAUAAUGGGAAAGAGGCGAACAAAAGGAAAAAAUGUUCCUGCAGAUGUCUCACCAGAUGUACUGGGACCUGCAUGCAAGCACCUUCGCAAAGGAUUGGAACAAGGUUAUCUGAAAAAAGCAUUGCAAACUGUGGAUUUGAACUCUUGCCAGGAUUGCCAAAGAGAUGACAAUGAGACACAUGAAAAAUCCAACAAGAAGGCAGAAGACAAACCAUCAAUAUGGUUAUGUUUAAAAUGUGGCCAUAGGGGAUGUGGCAGAAAUUGUCAAGAGCAACAUGCCUUAAAACACUAUGAAACACCAAGAUCAGAACCUCACUGUUUGGUUCUUAAUGUGGAGAACUGGUGUGUCUGGUGCUACUUGUGUGAUGAUGAAAUCCAGUACAAUUCUUCUACUCGAUUGGGCCAGCUUGUGGAUUUUAUUAGAAAACAAACUUGUAUGAACAUUCCAGAUACAGCUUCUAAAAAUGAAGAAAACAAACCAUUGGAAAGCAAAAAACUUAAAGACCACAAAAAUGAGGAAGAGAAGGAGAAAAAAGAAAUCUUGGUCAAAGACAAUAAAAACCAAUUAAAUGGCAAUUCAGAAAUAACUGUGAAAGGUCUCAGCAACCUGGGAAAUACAUGUUUUUUUAAUGCUGUUUUGCAGAACCUAUCACAGACAUCAGUUCUGAGAGAGUUGCUAAAAGAAGUAAAAAUGCCUGACUCAACAAUUAUACUUAAGCCACCAGAAUUCUCAAUAACGGAACCUUUGGAAGUAAUGCUUGAUCCACCAAGACCUCUAACACUAGCAAUGUGCCAGUUUUUGGCAGAAAUGCAAGAGACAAAAAAAGGAACUGUGACACCUAGAGAACUUUUCUCUCAAGUUUGUAAAAAAGCGACACGAUUCAAAGGGUAUCAGCAGCAGGACAGCCAGGAAUUGCUUCGGUAUCUAUUAGAUGGGAUGAGAACUGAAGAAAUCCAAAGAACAAGUGCUGCAAUUUUUAAAGCACUAAAUAAUUCUGACAAAGAAAAUGAAGAGUUGAAAAAAGAGGUUAAAGAAUAUGAAAAGAAAAAGCUAAUGCAUAGUUUUGUGGACCGAAUUUUUGGUGGAGAAUUAACAAGUACAAUCAUGUGUGAAGAGUGUCAAACAGUUUCUUUGGUACAUGAACCAUUUCUUGAUUUAUCACUCCCUGUCUUAAAUGAUCAGACUGGCAAGAAAAAAACAAAUGAAAAUAAUGUUAAAAAAAUACAGGAAAAAGAAAUUGACAGUUAUGAAGAAAACAUAGAAAAUGAAUGUUAUGUGAAAGAAAGAGAUGAAAUUCCUGGUACAAGUAAGCAUCUACAGAAAAAGGCAAAGAAAAUGGCCAGAAAGCAAGCAAAGAACCAACGCCAUCAACAGAAAUUUCAGGAAAAAGCUAUUCAUCUAACAGAUAGUGGUGCUACUGAAAAAACUGAAGUUGAUCAGGAUUGCAAUAAAAUAAUAGAAAGUAACUCUGAGAUAACUUGUCUGAAAAUAGGAGACAAAGAGUCAUUAAACAUAUGUGAAGAGCAUUGCGUGGAUAAAAAACAUAUAAAUGAGCGAGAAAGUAUAAUUCAAGUACAGAAUGCAGAAAAACAUGAUGAAAAUGCAGACAGUUGCCACCAAGACGCAAACAAUGAAGUCAGUUUGGGUGUUUCUACAAAAGACUUUGUUCCCACUAUAGAGUGUGCCAAUAAAUUUGAUGAUCUGCCUCUUGAGAAUAAGGAUGAGGAAGAUGAGGAUAUUAUCAGUGACUUCAGCAAAUUAUUUCUGGAGGAAGAGCCUGGUGAAGAUACAGAUAGUUUGAAUGAAUUUUAUGAUUUUGAAACACCAAUAUAUGAAGUAGUAAAUGAAGAUCCAGAAACAGCAUUUUGUACUCUUGCAGGCAGGGAUACUAUGAACAUAGAAGAAAAUUCAAUUCUUCAUUGCUUGUAUCAGUUUACUCAUAUUGAGAAACUUUGUGAAAACAACAAACUGCUUUGUGAAGUGUGCACACGCAACCAACUUUGUGGAAUGAAGACUAAUGGAAUAAAUGCCAAGAAAUAUCUAUACACUAAUGCCAAAAAACAAAUGCUUAUUUCUCUCGCUCCACCAAUUUUAACCCUUCAUUUAAAAAGAUUUCAACAGGCUGGAUAUAAUCUCCAAAAAGUAAACAAGCACAUAACAUUUCCUGAAGUUAUGGAUUUGGCUCCUUUCUGCUCAAUUAAGUGCAAGAGUGUAACAGAGGGAACUUCAGAAGUAUUGUACUCCUUAUAUGGUAUUGUGGAACAUAGUGGCACUAUGAGAUCUGGUCAUUACACUGCUUAUGUGAAGACAAGAACUGUUACCAGCCAACUUUCUGAUCUUGUACAUGGCAAGAUUCAACAAACUUCAGAAUCAGAGUCACCCAGAAGACAGUGGUUUCAUAUAAGCGACACUCAUGUGCAAGCAGUAUCCAUAUCCAGAGUCCUGAAAUCACAAGCAUAUCUUCUCUUCUAUGAAAGAAUAUUGUAAAUUGGAAACAUUCCAAUCAAGGAAAGCUUCACCAAACUUUAUCAUGUUCAAUUUAUUUUCUUUAUAUCUUGAAUCUGAAUUUAAACAUAACUUCCUUUUUCUUUUAAAUAAAUAUAUAUGUAAAUGUAACUUCGUUUGGUUAAUACAUCACCUGAUGAACUGAAUUUGUGUGAUAGAGGGUAUAUUCCUUGAUCCAUGAACUCAGAUCUUAAUUGUAAAGUUUUUUAAAAAAAUGUCCUAAAAGAUGCAAUAAUAACAUGGAGAUCUAUCAUUACUGUGAUAUAAAUUGAGCUAGCAACUUGAAAUAGUUUACUGUCAAUAUAUUUGUUACAAGUAAUGAGAGGGGAAGUGUGCCGCAGAGCACAAUUCAGGAAUGUGUCAAAUUAUAUUUGACUAGCUUACUUACAAAUAUAAAACUUAUUUCACCCCUAUAAUGGCUAGGAGAAACAAAUGCUGUCUCAUAUAUAUAUAUGAGUAUACAGCACAAAUGCCUCUUGUAAUACAAUGGAAAGAAUAGUCGUCUCAUCAUACUGUAGAUGCCUAGGAUUUUUUAAUCAAAAAUGUAAGUUAAAAGGUCUAAAUCUUCCUCCUGAUCUUCUGUAAUAUAUUAUGAAAUCAACUGAUUUCAAAGGUCUUGUACAUGACAAAAGGUUCAUGACUACCAAUUUGAAUGCACUGUUUUAAAAACAUGAUUUCAUCAAAUGUUACAGAAUAAUUGACUAAUUAAUUAAUUAUUAAGAGAUUAGCUAUUACAGCUAUACAAAGGAGUAAAAAAAAUGCCUUGAAUGCAAAUACGUACAAAGCACCUCUUUCCAAAUUGUUAAGGCAGCCAUAUUUUUUACAAGCUUUGUGCAGUUGUUUAAGAAGCUGUAUCUGGAUUACAUGGACAUAUUUCUUGCAAAAGAUUCAUCUGCUACGGUUAAAAAAUAGCUGCCUAAUUAUGGUCCUAUGCAUCAAAAAUCAUGUUUUGAAUGCCUUGGGUAGCUCUAUAAACUAUUUGAUGCUUUGCUGUACUGUACUUAAAUAAUUAA
Python bivittatus (Burmese python) is the source of this 3643-nucleotide messenger RNA. RefSeq names its product ubiquitin specific peptidase 16 (gene USP16). The record is from RefSeq and is a predicted model, not a curated record. Lineage: Eukaryota; Metazoa; Chordata; Lepidosauria; Squamata; Pythonidae. Gene Ontology annotation, biological process: regulation of cell cycle; regulation of gene expression; protein deubiquitination. Gene Ontology annotation, molecular function: zinc ion binding; cysteine-type deubiquitinase activity.